Messenger RNA from Closterium sp. Naga37s-1, 294 nucleotides. The record is from the annotation of a GenBank genome assembly. NCBI's taxonomy places the organism in Eukaryota, Viridiplantae, Streptophyta, Zygnematophyceae, Desmidiales, Closteriaceae.
AUGCUACCUACCUCCUACCUUCACCAUCACUGCAUUUCUCUCCUUUCUUCCUUUCCCCCAACUCCACCCCCUUGCCUUGCCUGCCCUCUUUUGCCCUCUUUCGGAGAGGUCUCCCCCCCUUCUCUCUCUGAGACGGCUCUCCCCCACCUCCUCGCCAUCCACUCUGCGCUCUCUCACAUGGGCCGACCCCCACCCGUGGUGGACGCUACACGAUUGCAGUCCAACCCCCAGGGCGUUCUCAGGGCGCUCUGCCAAGCGCUAGACAUCCCCUUCUAUCCGGAAAUGCUCUCGUAA